Molecule: messenger RNA, 1865 nt
Organism: Abrus precatorius (Indian licorice)
Lineage: Eukaryota; Viridiplantae; Streptophyta; Magnoliopsida; Fabales; Fabaceae
Product: probable serine/threonine-protein kinase PBL7
Exons: 5
Coding region: 364-1503 (379 amino acids)
Biological process (GO): protein phosphorylation
Molecular function (GO): protein kinase activity; ATP binding
Source: RefSeq, a predicted model, not a curated record
UAUAUUAGAUUAGUUUGGAGUUGGUUUCGGAGGUGAUCCAGUGAGGCGCAUUUGAACCAAUCAUGGGGUUUUUCCGACCAAAAGACAAACCAAUGACUAAAUUAAUGAACUCUAACUAAAACACCAAAAUAAAGAAAUAAACACAAAAUAUAAACAAGGAAACAUAAACACAUGAUAAAAGUAAACAAACACACACACAUAUUGAGAGAGAGAGAGAGAGAGAGAGAGGCUGUUUUCUAAGUUGGUGUAGUUAGACGCCCAAACACCGUGUGUCGGGUCGGGUCAUAAGAGAGUGAUUUGAUAGGUGCUGUGGUUUCUGAUCACUGUACUUUGUUCAUCUGAAGAGAGAAGGGAAAAAGAAAUAUGGGUUGGAUUCCCUGUUCUGGAAAUUCAGGCACUAAGAAGAAGAUUGAAAAGAUGGAAGUUCAGGACAGCCUCGUUGGUCAGAUCAAAGCCACCCCAGGAAAGUUGAAGAGGAAUUCAUCCACGAAUUCGAAAGAUACAUCUAAAAAUGGGAAUCCUGAUCACAUUGCAGCACAGACAUUCUCAUUCCGUGAGUUGGCAACUGCAACUAGAAAUUUUAGAGCUGAAUGUCUUUUGGGUGAGGGCGGCUUUGGCAGAGUAUACAAAGGGCGCCUGGAAAGUAUUAAUCAGGUUGUCGCAAUUAAGCAACUUGACCGAAAUGGACUGCAAGGGAAUAGGGAAUUCCUUGUUGAAGUGUUGAUGUUAAGUCUACUUCACCAUCCCAACCUUGUCAACCUUAUUGGCUAUUGUGCUGAUGGAGAUCAAAGACUUCUAGUUUAUGAAUAUAUGCCAUUAGGAUCCUUGGAAGACCACUUGCAUGAUAUUACCCCCGGCAAGAAACAACUGGACUGGAACACACGAAUGAAAAUAGCUGCUGGAGCAGCAAAGGGAUUGGAAUAUCUACAUGACAAAGCUAAUCCUCCUGUCAUAUACCGAGAUUUGAAGUGCUCCAACAUUUUGCUUGGCGAAGGGUAUCACCCAAAGUUAUCUGAUUUUGGUUUGGCUAAACUUGGCCCAGUUGGGGAAAACACCCAUGUAUCAACAAGGGUUAUGGGCACCUAUGGAUAUUGUGCUCCAGAGUACGCAAUGACAGGUCAACUCACUUUGAAGUCCGAUGUGUAUAGCUUUGGUGUAGUUCUUCUGGAAAUAAUCACUGGAAGGAAAGCAAUUGACAAUUCAAAAUCUGCAGGAGAGCAGAAUCUUGUUGCAUGGGCUAGACCCUUAUUUAAAGAUCGAAGAAAAUUUUCACAAAUGGCUGAUCCAAUGCUCCAAGGUCAAUAUCCUCCAAGAGGGCUAUACCAGGCCCUUGCUGUUGCAGCAAUGUGUGUUCAGGAGCAGGCUAAUAUGCGUCCUGUUAUAGCUGAUGUUGUCACAGCUUUGUCUUAUCUUGCUUCACAAAGAUAUGAUCCCAAUAUGCAGACAGUUCAAAGCUCUCGCCUCGUUCCUGGUACUCCGCCUAGAACUAGGAGGGGGCUAUGAUAUGGAGCUCAAUGUUUGGUUGAUAUAAGGUAGUCUGGAGAAAACUUCUUCAAAUAUCUUACUUAACAGGCUUGUCAACAUGCUUCAAGACAUAGGUUUAUAGAUGUUAAUAUAAGUUGUCCUUUGGUGGUGUUUUCUCGGCUCACAGCAUAGUUACAAAAACCUUAUGGAAUUUUGUUUUCCUCCUGUGCUCAAAACUGCUCCUAUUUCUGUUUGGGGCUAAGAUAGUAUUUCCACUUUUUUUUUCUUGAAAAUAUUAUUUAAGAGCAAAUUGCUGGAUUCAUAAUUCAUGUGCCUUCUGUCUUGGCAAUGGUUCUACAGGAGUCCCUGCAUCCAGAGAGGUCCCGGCCUUUACUUAUUUA